UUUUAUUUUUGCUGAUUUUGGUCAACAAACCCAUUUUCGUCUCCAUCUUCUCCACAAUCAAUACCCUUUUGGAUCAGUAACAACUCAUUACUUUCAUAAAAUGUAAUCUCAACUAUGAUCGAUCACAUGGCGUCACCAUCUCAGCAGAAGAAAACCCUACCGUCGAUAUUAACAAGCAAGCUCAACAACCUCACUAUCCCCUCAUCACCCACUGAUCCAGACUUCGAUUUUGCCGAUGUAUUUGGCCCAUCUUCAUCAUCUUCAACCCACCCAAACCCUCCUCAUCAUAACCUGUUCAUUGGUGACCCCCCAAUCAUCCAUAAUCGGACCCACUCCUUCAUAGGCCCUUCUCCUCGUUACACCCGUUCCAAAUCCCUCCCUUUCCACCCCCAAUUUGAUCCCAAUAGCUCCGGAGAAGAUGAACCCGAAAAAGCUGAUGAAUCUGAAGUUGAAGUUGAAGAAAAAGGGAAAUUGAAUUGUAAGAUUGGGCCUGGGGACUUUGAGAUUAUGAGGGUUAUUGGUAAAGGGUCUUUUGGGAAGGUGUUUCAGGUGAGGAGGAGGGAUAAAAGUGUCGUUAAUGUCGACGGUGAGUGUGCGAUUGGGGACGGGAUAUUCGCGAUGAAAGUGAUGAGAAAGGAUACUAUUAUUAAAAAUAAUCAUGUGGAUUAUAUGAAAGCUGAAAGGGAUAUACUUACAAAAGUUGUUCAUCCAUUUGUUGUGCAGCUUCGUUAUUCUUUUCAGACAAAAACAAAGCUGUAUUUGAUCCUGGAUUUUAUCAAUGGAGGCCAUCUUUUCUUUCAUUUAUAUAGACAGGGGAUAUUUAGUGAGGAUCAAGCAAGGGUUUAUACUGCUGAGAUAGUGUCGGCUGUGUCGCAUCUUCAUGAGAGAGGGAUCGUGCAUCGAGAUCUUAAACCUGAAAACAUACUCAUGGAUGCGGACGGGCAUGUUAUGCUAACCGAUUUUGGUCUGGCGAAGGAGAUUGAUGAGUCGAGCCGAUCAAACUCGAUGUGCGGAACAACUGAAUACAUGGCUCCUGAAAUAUUACUGGCUAAAGGCCAUAACAAAAAUGCGGAUUGGUGGAGUGUUGGGAUACUCUUGUAUGAAAUGUUAACCGGGAAGCCACCAUUCACACAUUCCAACAGAAAGAAACUACAAGAGAAGAUAAUCAAUGAAAAAGUGAAGUUGUUACCACGGUUAAGCGGUGAAGCUCACUCUCUUCUGAAAGGACUGCUACAAAAGGACCCUUCAUUAAGACUAGGAAGUGGGCCCCGUGGCGGUGAUGAUAUAAAAAAACACAAAUGGUUUCGAACAAUAAACUGGAAAAAACUGGAGUCCAGGGACUUGCAACCAAAGUUCAAGCCGGAUGUCAGCGGUGAAGAUUGCACUGAAAACUUUGACAAGUGUUGGACCGCAAUGCCCUUAGACGACUCACCUGCUCCUACACCAACUGCGGGUGAGCAUUUUCAUGGUUAUACUUAUGAGGCACCUAAUCCUUGGCUUUCGUCUCCUCAAUAAAGCAGUUGAAAAUGUGAAUUUGUCCCCAAUUUGUCGACCCCCCACCCCCCGUUUAUUUGUUUCUUUGAUAAUAUAAAGCAUCGUAUAAAUGUGAUAUAUAGCUCUAAUUGCUUCCUUUUCGACAACCUUAUAUUUAAUUGUAACCUCGAGGCCAAGAAAAUGACUUAGCUGUCGAAGGUCUUUCAUAUAGAAUCGAACACAAUAUUCUAUCAGUUGUGAACUUGUGAUAUAGCUUCUUCAA
Helianthus annuus (common sunflower) is the source of this 1756-nucleotide messenger RNA. Its product is annotated as serine/threonine-protein kinase AtPK1/AtPK6. Bases 115 to 1515 code for a protein of 466 amino acids. Gene Ontology annotation, molecular function: protein serine/threonine kinase activity; ATP binding. Gene Ontology annotation, biological process: protein phosphorylation. NCBI's taxonomy places the organism in Eukaryota, Viridiplantae, Streptophyta, Magnoliopsida, Asterales, Asteraceae. The transcript has 6 exons. The record is from RefSeq and is a predicted model, not a curated record.